Molecule: messenger RNA, 2963 nt
Organism: Paramormyrops kingsleyae
Lineage: Eukaryota; Metazoa; Chordata; Actinopteri; Osteoglossiformes; Mormyridae
Source: RefSeq, a predicted model, not a curated record
AGCUGUUAAAUACACUCAUUAUUAAAGCCAUAAAGUUGUCUGCCUGUUACCUUAGAAUCUCCAUUGAAUAAGUGUGAAAAUGUUUAGGCUAGAAUCUCGGCUUAUUCUAUGUUGAUUGAUGUAGCCAGUGUGUGUGUUUCUGUGCAUUGGGCUUGUUGAUACCCUUGUUACUAUCGUAAACUAAAACAAACAAAAACUGACACUAAAUAACAAACUGCCAACAUCUCCAUUUUUAAAAAGAUGUUGUGCCCUAUUUCCCAAAGGCGCAAAGUGUGACGCAAAGUGGUUUUGCUAGUUUUGUACCUGUGCAUUGCUUAUUUUCAUGCCAUGCAUGUCGUCAAAAUAGCAAAUGAUUUUGCGCCCACUUUCCGCUCGUUUUUUUUUAGAGAACAAACUACCAUUAAGCAAAUCUUUCAAGUUCAUCAUCAGAAUUAAGCAAGUACUGUAAUUGAAAAGACAUUUGGAUUGGUGAAAAUAUUUAGAUAAGUUAGGUGGAACAUUACAAUGCAGCCCUCAGAAGGUCGCAGCAUUCUUUGUGGCAUGUUGUGUGUUGUGUAACAUUGUCAUGCAUGAUGGAUGUCUGAUGGACAUAAAUGAGGACACAUUAGAGAACUUGAUUAAGUGAUGCUGAACUGCAUGUGCCGAUGCCAAAAAAGGAGUGUAUGCUGGCGGCAGUGUGGGCAAGGAGGGAUUAGCAGGCAGAAAAGCUGAAUCAUCUGUAGCCUGGUAAGGAAUUUAAAUUGUGAGAUGUGGAACAAUAACAGCCCUAUUGCCUUUUAUUUGAAUAUUUUAAAACACCUUAAAAACUGUAGGUUGUGUUUUGUUUGAAUAAAGAUUGCACUUUCAUUUUGCGAACUGCUGACCCAAAAUGAAAAUAAAAAAACACACAAGCAUAAUUAAGUCCCCAUUUCCAGUCACUGCUCUCCUUCAGCAGUCAACUUCUGUCUCCCCCAUGUUCUGAUAUCAUUAUAUUGCUUUUGGCAUGCCACCGAUAUGACCCUGAAGGUUGUCGAGGGUUGUGUUGGUGUUGCCAGUGUUCCCAGAAGGAGGUGUUUCAUCUUGCACAAUACCCUGGAUAUUAUCAAGAGGAGUCACAGCGCACGACUUGGUGGCAACUCCAGUCUGUACCGGGAACUGAGGAGGACGAGUGUCAGGGCUCUGGAAGCAGAUAAGUGUCACAAGUGUGCGCACUCCGGGUGCGCCUCAGGGGAGGCGACGGACGAGACGAGGGACACGGGACCUGAAAAACAAGACCAAAAACAAGCCACGGCAGGCGAUGGCACAGCCGGAGCCGGGGAAGGCGCCUUCCGAUACCAAGCCGAAGCAGGGGGACCCAGAGGCGACGACGAAGGGUCCGCAGGCGGGCGACGAGGCACCGGAGGGGGACCCGGAGACGACAGCCUAGCCGGAGCCGCAGGACCCACAGGCAGCCACCGAGCCACGGCCAGGGGAUGCAUGGGCGAGCCAGGGGGCAGGGUGGGAGGGACCCGGCCCCUGCGUCUAUGUCCUCUCCCUCAGUCGGGGACAGUCGGGGACCUGGUCUGGCUCCACCACACUGGGGUGAUGGCGGAGGAGUCCCUCUAGCCCCAGAGUUUUUGGGGCCCAAGAGGUAGAUCCCCGAGGGGUCCCGUUGCAGCUCCUCCUCCGAUUCCACUAUGGAGGGAGGAGCAGGAGGCAGAGGCCUGGGAGCUUUGGGCGGAGCAGAGACUGGCGGAGCAGAGAUGGGCGGAGCAGCCGGAACCUCAGAUGGUGUGGGCAGAGCCGGGACAGGGGGAGUAGCCGGCAUCGGGACCUCAGGUGAGACUUCUGCAGGCAGGUGGGCUGCGAGUGAAACAGGAGCCUCAGGCAUAACCAGAGGCGGUGCAGCAGACUCUAGACCAGCAGAAGGCGCUGACGAGACAGGCAGGGCAGGCAGGACGGGCAAGGCAGACAGGACGGGCACCACAGGCGGGACCUCUGGCAUAGCAGCUGCAGGCGGAGGCGGCGCCGAGACCUCAGGCGGAGCUGUAGGCGGGGGCGGUGCCGAGACCUCAGGCGGAGCUGCAGACACCGCCGACUCGUGGCCAGCCUUGGGUGCCGCAGCCGUAGGCGCAGCAGGGGCCUUGCGAGCAGCCGGAGGUGCAGCCCAGUCAGGCGAGCUUGGCAGGAUGAGCAGGACGGGCGAGUUGGGCUGGACGGGCUGGCAGGCGUCGAGCGCAGGCGACACCGCAGGGGAGACAGCCACAGUAGGCGGAGUAGCGGGGGCCUUGUGCGUGGCAGCAGGAGGCGCAGCAGGUGUCGCCGCUGGAACCGCCAACUCUAGACCAGCAGGGGGUGCUGUGGUGGCUGGAGCCUCGCUGGGGACCUCGGCGGCUGCCGGGACAGGCAAGACAGGUGGAUCAGGGAUGGGAGCCAGGGUUGGCGCCUCACGUGCAGGUGGUGCCCCCUUAAGGGCCCGCGGGACACGCGCGAUAGCGUCCCAAACCGCGCUGGCCCCUUUAAGAGCCAGCCGCGUUCCCUGAAAGGGGGAAGUUGCCGGUGAAGGCACCUUCGCAGCGAGGGUGAUGUCCGGGGUGAUCUGGGAUUUCCCCCGAUCACUUCUCGGGAGAGAAGUUGCCAAGAGAGAGCAAGUGCCCAAGGCGAUUGUCGGGACUUCCUCUGGUCUCUCCUUCGGCUUCUUCUUCUCCAUGACCGCUGCGUCCAUCGAUGAUUUCUCCAGAUUACGGUAAUUUAUGAGAGUUUCCCGAUCAUACACGCAGAGGUGCGUGUUACACAAUGAAACAUCAGUAGGACGCCGACAAUAACAUGAAACAUUUAGCACUGAAUUCGGGUUGCAUGGAGAGGCCGCUAUGCAUACGCCUGCUUGCGCCGCCAUCUCUGUGGUGUCUCUUGCUAUGAAGUCAGCAGAUGCAUUGGAAGAGCAUGGGGGGUCAUGAAGUCGCUGGAAAGGGGUGUGUGACGCUCCCAAUAUCUUUGCAAGAGGA